AUGUCGUCCUACAGCACCGACACCCCCAGGAGAGUGGAAGCGACAGCAAUGGAGGGCUCUUCCAUAGCUUUGAUCGUGCCCACUCUUCUGAAGAACAUGAUCGGGGCCGGGAUAUUUAGUCUUCCAGUGGGACUACGGUAUGCUACUCCGAUUCCGGGACUGAUUGUUUUGGGCACCAUUGGUCUUCUCAGCGCUAGCUCCUAUUGGAUGAUCGGCUAUUGCUGCAUCGCUUGUGGUGUUAAGUCAUUCCGUGACCUGUGGAACGUUGUGCUUGGCCAAAGAUCAGCUUGGAUUAUCGAUGUGACAAUCUUUUUGAAUGGCUGGAUUACUUUGAUUUGCUACAUCAUUUUGAUUGGAGACUUCACAACCAAAUCUUUUGAAGGUUUGCUGGGCCCGGAUCACAUCCUGGCCAAGAAGCGUGCUCUAUGCCAGACAGUGAUUUCAGCAUUUGUUUUGCUGCCACUAUCCCUGGCAAAAGAUCUUCAGCGUUUGGCCUACACAUCGAUCCUUGGUCUUAUAGUGUUGGUCUAUGUGCUGUUUGUAGUCAUCCAAGACUCCAUCUUGAACAGCCCUCCCGAAAUCAGUGAAGAAGUGCACCUUUGUGAAUGGAAUUUUGGUAUUUUUGAAGCUAUUGCGCUCUACUGUCAUGCUUUUGUGGCACACUACAAUGCACCGAAGAUCUUUUCAGAGCUCGCAAACCCGACCCUUAUCCGCUGGACACAGUUGGUGGGAAUUGCCUAUUCUGUUGCCUUUGUGGUGUAUGCAGAGUUUGCCUGGGCUGGAUUUCGUCGCUUCCAACUGUCGGUGGAAGGCAAUGUUCUGAAGAACUAUGGCCCACAGCUUAACAUUCUCAUCGCAUGGCUGGGAAUGGGCUUUUCAAUUGCAUUUACAUAUCCGCUUGUCUUCAACUCAGCUCGUGAGGCUGCCAUCAACUUGACUCUCAUUGCGAGGCAAACGCUGUCGUCCAUUGACUCGCCCAGGUUUCGGCAGCUGCAAGAUGGCUACUAUGGGAGUUCAUGGCAGCACCGCUCAGAACAGCUGAUACGGCUACUAGGUCCCAGUCCGGAUUCCCCCAACCACAAGCUCUCUCAGAAGCCUGGGACAAAAACUACGUUCCUUCUCGUCCUCCUCACCUAUGUAGUUGCGGUGAGAUGCGAUGAUGUGGGAAUAGCAAAUGCUCUUGCUGGAUCAGUAAUGGGCUGUAUGGUUUGCCUGGUCCUUCCUGGCCUUUUGUUCUUCAAUGUGGCACGGAUGCAGCAGAGAGCUCAGCAAGCCCGAGGUUUGCAGAAGCCGCUCUUGACAAAAGGAUGUCUUUCGCAUCGCGAGCGAGGAUCCUCAGGUGCAGCUUUGCCGAUGAGGCCAAUUCUAGCUCAGUUUGCUGGGAUCGUGAUCUUCAUCUCCGGGACGAUUUUCACCAUCGUCGGCACAGCAGUCAUUUUGAUGCACCAUCUGAGCUAA
Messenger RNA from Durusdinium trenchii, 1458 nucleotides. NCBI's taxonomy places the organism in Eukaryota, Dinophyceae, Suessiales, Symbiodiniaceae. The record is from the annotation of a GenBank genome assembly.